CCACUUGGGUUAUUUCUGCUAUCUGUCGCUCUUGGUGCCGCAGUGCUAAGGGUUUGGCAGAUGGGACACUUUUUCUUGGAGUUUGUGUCUCUGGGUGCUGACUCCUGGCAGGCCAGGCCUGGCCUCACGGGGUGGCCCUCCGCUCGCCCUCUUCCUGCCGGCCCCCCUGGGCACUAUGGCCCAUCGGCUUCGGUUUCAUUUUGGCUCAGGCCGCAGCAACACGGCCCCCGAAUCGGAGAUCCUAGAACAGGAGCGAGGAGGAGAUGACUUUUUCAUGGCAUUCCACACGCUACCGCGGUGGAGCAGCCCGCACCCGUGCGCCCAGGCGGGCAUGGAGGAGGGCGGCCUGCAGGAGGCUGAGGGGGCGCUCCCGCGGAGCUCGUCCAUGUUCAUCCCGCAGCUGCUGGGCCCAGUGGACUCGCGGCCCACCCGCAGCUCCUCCAUGCAGAUCUCCCUGCAGCGCAAAGCGGCCGACGGGGCCCCCGAGGGAAGCGGGCUCCCCGAAGGCCUGGAUGGAGACUGCCCUGAGCCCCCCGAGCCCGAGACCCCCCCCAAGAGCUCGUCCCCCCAGGCAGCCCGGGCAUCAGGCCUGCAGGUCAACGGCACCUGCUGCCCCCGCGAGCUCCGCAUCCAGCACCGCGCCUCCAGCGCCGACGUGCGCCAGGUGAGGCUCCUGCCCUUUGGGGCCGAGGGCCAGGCCGGGGUACCCCCCGAGCCCAGGCGCUGGUCCCUGCAGCACGUUCCUGAUGCUUCUGGAAACUCCAGCAAGCGGUGCUUCGUCUUCCAGCUGCAGCAGCCACCUCCCGGAGCUCCGGGCCUGGGGGGUGACUUCAAUUUUGGGUUCACUGGCACCAAGGGGGACAGGCUGGUGAGGUAUCCCCGCAUCCGGCUGGAGAGGAGCACGUCGUACCCGACGCAGCCGCGAGUGGGGCGAGGGAGCCCCACCGAAGAACGGGGAUCCCCCGGGCAGCCGGGGACACCACCCCGGGGGCGCAGGGGGCCUCCUGAAAUCCACAGGACGAAUUCCAUGGAAAGGACACCCCAGGGGCAGGGCUGCACGUUCAAGAUCAGGCAAGACCAAAAUGCAGGGCAAAAGCAUUUCAGGAUUCUGGUGACUCGAGGACUGGAAGAAGCGCCCCAGAACCCCGAGGAGAAUGAGUCCUCCAGCCCAGCUCCCACGGCUGCUAGUGCCCCGACACGUGACGACUUCCUGGGACAGGUGGACGUGCCUCUCAGUCACCUCCCGACAGAAGAUCCAACCAUGGAGCGACCCUACACAUUUAAGGAUUUUCUCCUCAGACCAAGAAGUCAUAAAUCUCGCGUGAAGGGAUUCUUGCGACUGAAAAUGGCCUACAUGCCCAAAAACGGAGGUCAGGAUGACGACAGUGGCGAGCAGAGGGACGACAUGGAGCAUGGCUGGGAGGUUGUGGACUCCAAUGACUCGGCUUCUCAGCACCAGGAGGAGCUCCCUCCCCCGCCUCUGCCCCCGGGCUGGGAAGAAAAAGUGGACAAUUUAGGCCGCACCUACUAUGUCAACCACAACAACCGCACCACCCAAUGGCAUCGACCGAGCCUGAUGGAUGUGUCCUCGGAGUCUGACAGUAACAUCCGGCAGAUCAACCAGGAGGCCGCACACAGGCGCUUCCGUUCCCGCAGACACAUCAGUGAGGACCUGGAGCCAGAGCCCUCUGAGGGGGGGGAUGGCCCCGAGCCUUGGGAGACCAUUUCGGAAGAAGUGAAUAUCACCAGCGAGUCCCUCAGCCUGGCGCUGCCUCCUCCGCCAGCCUCCCCUGUAUCCCGGACCAGCCCUCAGGAGCUGUCAGAGGAGCUGAGCAGAAGACUCCAGAUCACCCCAGACUCCAAUGGGGAGCAGUUUGGGUCUUUGAUUCAGCGGGAGCCCUCGUCGCGGUUGAGGUCCUGCAGUGUCACCGACGCCGUCGCAGAACAGGCUCAUCUCCCACCGCCCAGCGCCCCGGCUAGGAGAGCGCGUUCAUCAACUGUCACAGGUGGUGAGGAGCCAACGCCAUCAGUGGCCUAUGUACACACCACGCCGGGCCUCCCGUCAGGCUGGGAAGAAAGGAAAGAUGCUAAGGGACGCACAUACUAUGUCAAUCAUAACAAUCGAACCACCACUUGGACUCGACCUAUCAUGCAGCUUGCAGAAGAUGGUGCCUCUGGAUCCGCCUCAAACAGUAACAACCAUCUAAUCGAGCCCCAGAUCCGCCGGCCUCGUAGUCUCAGCUCGCCAACAGUAACUUUAUCUGCCCCACUGGAGGGUGCCAAGGACUCACCCAUACGUCGGGCUGUGAAAGAUACCCUAUCCAAUCCACAGUCCCCUCAGCCUUCACCUUACAACUCCCCCAAACCACAACACAAAGUCACACAGAGCUUCCUGCCGCCCGGCUGGGAGAUGAGGAUAGCGCCCAACGGCCGACCCUUCUUCAUUGACCAUAACACAAAGACCACAACGUGGGAAGAUCCGCGCCUGAAAUUUCCAGUGCACAUGCGGUCAAAGGCAUCUUUAAACCCCAAUGACCUUGGCCCUCUUCCUCCCGGCUGGGAAGAAAGAAUUCACUUGGAUGGCCGGACCUUUUAUAUCGAUCACAACAGCAAAAUCACUCAAUGGGAAGACCCAAGACUGCAAAACCCAGCAAUUACUGGUCCGGCUGUUCCUUACUCCAGAGAAUUUAAGCAAAAAUAUGACUACUUUAGGAAGAAAUUGAAGAAGCCUGCUGAUAUUCCAAAUCGGUUUGAAAUGAAGCUGCACAGAAACAACAUCUUUGAAGAGUCCUACCGGAGGAUCAUGUCUGUAAAAAGACCCGAUGUCCUCAAAGCCAGGCUGUGGAUCGAGUUCGAGUCGGAGAAAGGGCUGGACUAUGGGGGUGUGGCCAGGGAGUGGUUCUUCCUGCUGUCCAAAGAGAUGUUCAACCCCUACUAUGGGCUCUUCGAGUACUCUGCCACGGACAACUACACACUUCAGAUCAAUCCCAACUCGGGCCUCUGUAACGAAGACCAUUUGUCCUACUUCACUUUCAUUGGAAGAGUUGCUGGCCUAGCAGUAUUUCACGGGAAACUUCUGGAUGGUUUCUUCAUUCGACCAUUUUACAAAAUGAUGUUGGGGAAGCAGAUCACCCUGAACGACAUGGAAUCCGUGGAUAGUGAAUAUUACAACUCUCUGAAAUGGAUCUUGGAGAAUGACCCAACGGAGCUGGACCUCAUGUUCUGUAUCGAUGAGGAGAACUUCGGGCAGGUGGGUGUGGCCAUGGCAGCAGCUCUGUUCCCCUGGGACGUGCACAGAAUCUUUUACUUCUUCCCAGGUUGUAACAGGACUUUUCCAAUAGGUGACUAUUUUUUUUUAUUUUCUUUCUUUCAGGGAUUCACUGAAUUGCUUCCUAUUGAUUUGAUCAAAAUUUUUGAUGAAAAUGAACUGGAGCUGCUGAUGUGUGGCCUUGGGGACGUGGACGUGAAUGACUGGAGACAGCACUCGAUUUACAAAAAUGGCUACUGCCCAAACCACCCCGUCAUCCAGUGGUUUUGGAAGGCCGUGCUGCUGAUGGACGCUGAGAAGCGGAUCCGGUUACUGCAGUUCGUCACGGGGACGUCCCGAGUACCUAUGAAUGGAUUUGCCGAACUUUAUGGUUCCAAUGGUCCUCAGCUGUUUACAAUAGAGCAAUGGGGGAGUCCUGAAAAGCUGCCCAGAGCUCACACAUGCUUUAAUCGCCUUGACUUACCUCCAUAUGAAACCUUUGAAGAUUUACGGGAGAAACUUCUCAUGGCUGUGGAAAAUGCUCAGGGAUUUGAGGGGGUAGAUUAAGCCCCCACCUGGCCCCCGGCCUCCCCCGGGUGGUGGUUCAUCCAGCAAGUCCUGUUCGCACUUUUGCAUUUGCCUCCCAGACUUUGCAGCGACGCCCAGCUCUGAAGAGCAGCUCCACAGCCUGGCUUCCCCGAGUAGAGCCGGAGCUGGAGCCAGAGCCGGCGCCCGUGAACUUGCCCAAGUGCAGACGCAGGAACCCCCAUUCCAGGUCACGUUCCUACAUUUGCCGCCAUCCACUUCUCAACUGGCUGAUGUGUACACUAAUUACCUUUCAGGAGGACUCGUUCUAUUUAUGUUGUGCCUCUGUAGGCAAAGCCCUUAAUAAUAAAUAUUUUACAUACUUUAUAAUGACAACGAAUGGAAUUAAUCACUCCUCCGGGUAUAGUAUUACAGCUCAUGUUUACUUUUUAAAAAAUGAUUUAGACUGAUUUUCAGCUUCUAUUCCCAUUAAAGAUGUCUCAUGUACUUUGAACAGUGAACACAUUUUAUUUUUGUUUUUGUAUUUGAAUUUCAUAUCGGGUUUCAUGUCAGUGACGUUGUUAUUUUGGAACUAUUUUGACACCCUCCCCUUUACUUGAUGAGUACUUGCAAGACUGAUUGUUGUCACCCCCUCACCCCCCCAAAAAAAGACUUCCAUAGGCAUGUCCUUUAAGUGUAUUAAGACUAUCACAUUGGGUAUAAUGAUUGGGUUUUUUUUCACUCCUACUCAGAGAAAAUGAAAACCAACUCGAAAUUACUUUUUAUUUAUUUAUUAUUUAUUUGUUUUUGUACAAUGUUAGCCUACUUGCCACAGGCUGCAACAACUGUAGCCUCGCAUGGCCGCCUUUUCUGUUGUGUUGAUGGAAGGAAGCCACCAACGCAUCCUGCAGAGGGCUGGACUCUUCGCUUCCUGGAAGAGCCAUCACUUAGCCCUCCUGGACUCUGUACAGCGUUCUGUCAGCCACCUCCCUUCCACUUUGCUGUCAACCAUAGAGACAUCCUCACGGCUCAAGUGUGAGCCCCUGGAAGCCAGAUCCAUUUUCAUCUCCUCCUUGACUGGCAAACCCAUUUGCAUCCUAAUGGCACCCACCCUGAAGGCACUGAAUGUCCUGCCUGGUUUUGUGUCCAUCCUGUUCUUUCCUUUAUCUUCAGCGGCAAAUGUAGACAACCCUUUCUUCUCCCUGCACAUCUCUCUCCAGUGCCGCUGCUGCGACUGGCGAGUCUGCCUGCUGGCGUUUAAGCCUGGGAUGUACAGCUGAGGCUCCCAGCCCCGUCCUCCUCAUCCACCAUUCUGUGACUACACUUAUAGUGACCACUCAGAAGGCUUGUUCCAGCCACACCUGCUCUCGCCAAACUCCCUCAUCUGUGACCCCUUGCAUGCCUCGAUACUGUACUUGCCUGCAUUGUGUCUAUGUGUGUGCUUGGUUCACACUGAGAGAGGAGAUGGGAUUUGAUGUCUGGGGCCCAGCUGGGGUCGGCUGGCUGUGGCAGAGAAGAUGGGAAGAUGGACAGUUUGAUUCUGUAUGAGUCUUUCUUACAGAGUUCUGUCUCGCUUUGAGAGGACACCUGAGGCAGUGAGGGAGUUCAGCAAUCUUGUCUUUUUUAACCUGUGUCAUCUAGACCUAUCAAGGGCCUCUAGGGACAUCUCUCUCUCUCUCUCCCUCUCCCUCUCCUUCUCUUUCUCUCUCUUUCCUCUCUCUCCCUUUCCUCUCUCUCUCUCUCUCUCUCUCUCACACACACACACACACACAUUGAUCUUCAGGACUUGGGUUUGUUAAUGUAAGAAAGGCAUUCGGGGGGAAGAAAUUCAUUUGUCCCCAGCUCCAUGUUGGCUGGUGAGAAGCCAUGAAUGUGUUUGUAAGGGGGUUUUCUGUCAAAAGAUAAAAGGAAAGGGGGUUCUGCAGACCGGAGUGCUGGUUCCCUCUCCCUGUUGGCUUUUAAAUAUUCAAGAGUGAUCAGAACCCUAGAGGUUGAAUCGAUUAGGGGGUUGGGGAGACUCAGUAUCUUGUCAUUAUGUAUUGGCAGAACUUCUUUCCUUCUGUAGCCAGGGCAGAUGUUUGCAUGCUAAGAGUCUGCUGUUGCAGGCCCUCUCAGUCCAGACUUGACUUUUGUUUAAGGCUAAGGCCCAAACAUGGGUAGUAGCGCACUCAGCUGGUUUCUGAGAAUCAUCGUGUCUUUGUGAGAGAGGAGCCCAGUGGUUCUAGCCUGAGGACUAGGAUACUUCUGCCACUUUGUAAAUUCUGUCCUUCAAAACUUGAGACUUUGCUAAAUACAGAUGCCCCCCAAGUACUGAAAAUCUGAAAGGAACCCAUUCUGAAAUCAUGCCUAAGCCAAGACAGGACUUGGUGAACGAUUGUUGUGACAGCUUAGCUCAUCUGCCCUUUAAUGUCAAAGGCCAGCCAAAUAGUGUUGGGUCUGUCUCAUACUUUCUCUUUAUCAGGGCAGAGGAGACCAGAGCACCAUGCUAAUAUAUGUGGUGUUGGGGGUCAAACCCAGGGCCUCAUGCAUGGAAGGGAUGUGCUCUACCCACUGAGCCACCUUCCCAACCCCAUGUGUGUUUUGCUAUCGAUUUUAAUCCAAAUAAGUUUCCCAAACUCUCAUUUUAGUCAGUGUUUUACUCCUUUGUCUAAAAACAGUCAUGUUUCUUGUUUUGUCAUAUCCCGAUGAUAACUCUCUUAUCUUCCUGAUGCGAGUACAGAUUAUAAAAAGAGUAGACGGGAAUUCUUAGGGUCUGGAGGAAGCAAUGGGAUCCUCUAUUCUUGUUGUCCUUAUCCAUGUUGCUUAUUCUUGUGCUUAAUAUCUGCUUUCUUUUUUUUUUAAAAAAAAAAUCCCCUCCAUCUGGCUUCUUCAGUUUUCUGAAGCAAAUAAAGUGUUUCCUGGGUCGUUUUGCCAUGAAGUAAAGAAGUCAGUUUCAGAAUUCUCAGGCUGCUUGUGCAAGGUCUUUUCAUACUAGUCACCACUGCCUGGGUAUUCCUCCUUCCCCAUGUUGGCAGAAAUACAAAUCUGGACGGUCUCCCCUGGGAGUUUGGCUUCAAAUGGGGUACUGAUCUCCAGCUGCCCCUGCUGGGGUCCUGGCAGGCAUUGAAGUGUCCUCAGCUUCAGCGCCCUUGUCCUCCCUGCCUGCACCAUCUCCCAUUAUUUGCUUCUCAGCAGUCGGCCCUCUGCCAAACCACAGAAGGGGAAGAUGCAUCUGGAAUGUCCUACUUCCCAGACCCUCUCGGUAACAGCCAUCAGAGGUCCCCUCACGUCCCAAGACAAAAUAAUAACAUCAAGUGGCCUGGCUCGCAGUGUGCCACAGAAGAUUUAUCGUUGGAUUCUGUCGGAAGGCCUGCCCCGUGCUCGACCUGCCUUCUGUGUCUCCCCAGUGCUCAGUAGACAGUGCGGGCUGCUGUUGUCUGACCUGACGCACUGCACGGUGGCUCUUGAAAGCCCAGUUUAUCCGCAGCAGAUGCCUAAUUCUUCUAACCUUGACUGAUUGUUAGACGCUCAACUCUCACAGGUCUUCCCAAAGUCUUGUCUCUCCCUUCUGAGAUGUUCAAGUCUAGAAACAAGGCCUGGCUCAUCACUUCUCAGGGCCUCGCCCGCAGUGCUGGUAUUCUUGUCCCUCUCCUCCCCACUUUGCGUCCUGUAACCUGCAGGGGGAACGGGGGAGGUGCUUCCUGCUGUCAUUUUCUGCCUCACCAGUAGGGGGUGCUCCUGUGCAGGGGACCUGCCUUACCUGCUCCCUGCCACUCCUCCUUCCCUCCCUCUUUCCUUCCCUCCCCCCCAGAACCUCAUGUACUACCUCUCCCCCCCCCCCCCAUUUGGGCUUUGGGAAACAUGGUGAUCAGUCAUAUCAAAACUGCCAAAUUCAGGAGGGACACAUGUUUUUUUUUUUAUUUUUUAAAAAUCCUUACAAACUCCACUUUGUACUUUGGAUUUUAAAACCCAGGGGGUGGGAGGGGAGGUAGGAGAUCUUUGGACCACAUUUUUAAUUUCUCAAAGCCUUAAGGAACGAUCCAUGUGUGCACACAACACUAGCAUGUGAAGCGCUAUACAUAUAUAUGUAUACAUAUACAUAUUUUUUUUGAUGAGGGGGAUAAAAUAAAACAUGGCUCUCACCUGCCCUUCACUUCAAAGUGUUGGGUGCAAAACAAAGCCUGUGUCACCUGCAUGUGUUUGUGUCCGGUGCUCCAGUGAGGUUGUCUGCCUUCUUUGCCUUCCAUCUGCACAUGGGAAGCUUUUGUGUGCCCAGAAUCCUGGUGUCUGCAGGCAGGUGUGUCCCCGGAGAAGCCAGGUGUCCCUCUUACUCGUUCUGACGUCACCUAAAAUGUGACGCUUUCCUUCAUGUUAAAACUCCGGGGAACUUGGAGUUAUUCCCUUAUUCUCUAUAUGUAGCAUGUACACUCGUUGUAUGUACAUAUGCCAUCCACAUGUCUAUGUUGUUACCUAUGUGUGCAUUCCCCCCCUAUUUUUGAGUGAUCUGGUUGUGAAAGGGAGUGAGCACUUGCCCCCUUACAGUUUUCUCCAAGCUGCAUCCCCCAAAAUUUUGACCCUCUGAACCUGAGACCACUCCCAGAAGAUGCUGUUAAUUUGCUGUCAUUUCCUUAUUCAGAAUCAGAUAUUGAAGGGAACGGAAGGAAGGAAGGAAGGAAGGAAGGAAAGAAGGAAGGAAGGAAGGAAGGAAGGAAGGAAGGAAGGAAAGAAGGAAGGAAGGAAACAUGGAAGGAAGAAGUGACUUUUAAGGUGGACAGCACUUCAAGCAUUACAAAUGAAAUUCUCAGUGUUUCAUAGCUUUUUUUUUUUAUUACUAAUCCCACUCCUCAUAGAAAGCCAAGUACUAUUUGAUACAGUGAUUAAAAACCAAACCACUUUGAGGUUUUUUUUUUAGAAGACAAUUUAGGGAUGAUGCUCGUUUUCACAAUUAGAAUAGCUUUAAAAUAAUGGUGGAAUUUGAUACAGGGGAUGUGUUGUUUUAAAGAACAAAUCUGUUUUUGCUUUCGUGUUAUAUUUUUUUUCUCUUGAGAGAUCUAAAGAGAACUUGUAGAUUGUUUUCCUGACAGCGAAAGAGUCAUGUCACAAAAUGAAGUCAUUGUACAGAAGUGAUGCAACUUGUCAAAUACUUAAUAAAGACUUACGGAAGCUGGAA
Molecule: messenger RNA, 8921 nt
Organism: Erinaceus europaeus (western European hedgehog)
Lineage: Eukaryota; Metazoa; Chordata; Mammalia; Eulipotyphla; Erinaceidae
Product: NEDD4 like E3 ubiquitin protein ligase
Exons: 26
Coding region: 176-3814 (1212 amino acids)
Biological process (GO): regulation of dendrite morphogenesis
Molecular function (GO): ubiquitin-protein transferase activity; sodium channel inhibitor activity; protein binding
Source: RefSeq, a predicted model, not a curated record